Messenger RNA from Pan troglodytes (chimpanzee), 1629 nucleotides. RefSeq names its product O-sialoglycoprotein endopeptidase (gene OSGEP). The transcript has 11 exons. The record is from RefSeq and is a predicted model, not a curated record. Gene Ontology annotation, biological process: tRNA threonylcarbamoyladenosine modification. Gene Ontology annotation, cellular component: EKC/KEOPS complex; cytoplasm. The coding region runs from base 439 to 1446 and encodes 335 amino acids. Lineage: Eukaryota; Metazoa; Chordata; Mammalia; Primates; Hominidae.
GGAGACGCUUAGCCUCGCCUCCCUCCUCUAAUUCUCUAGGACACUUAGGUCCCCAACCCUCCCUCGGGCUGUUUAUCGUUGUGCCAGAUGCACAGCACAUUGUGUGACACUGACUUAAGAUUCUAACUCUGUGCAAGAGAAAAAAAAAAAACAGUGGAGAAGGCUGGGCUGGACCACGGGAAAGAGAUAGGAAAACGGAUACGAAUGUAAGGCACAGAGUUGGCUCGGCGUCCCUGGCAGUUAGGAAGACAGGCCCCUGGAGGGGCCUUGGCGGGUCUCCGCUCGCGGGAGUUCUGCGGUGUCUUUCCCAGUGCUAUCUGCAGGCUGGCCAGCUUCCUCUGCGCUCCUGAAAGCUGCGGCCCAGCGCGGACUAGUGAGGACCUCCACAGCUCCUGACAUUGCUAGGAGUCCUGUCGGCGUUUUCUCCCAGCCUCCGCCAUGCCGGCGGUGCUGGGUUUUGAAGGCAGCGCCAAUAAGAUUGGCGUGGGCGUGGUGCGGGAUGGCAAGGUGCUGGCGAACCCGCGGCGGACUUACGUCACGCCUCCUGGCACAGGAUUCCUUCCAGGUGAUACAGCCAGGCAUCACCGAGCUGUUAUCCUAGACCUGCUGCAGGAGGCACUAACAGAGUCUGGAUUAACCUCCCAGGAUAUCGACUGCAUUGCAUACACCAAGGGCCCUGGCAUGGGUGCCCCACUGGUUUCUGUGGCUGUUGUGGCCCGUACUGUGGCCCAACUGUGGAAUAAGCCAUUGGUGGGUGUGAACCACUGUAUAGGCCACAUUGAGAUGGGCCGCCUCAUCACUGGAGCCACCAGCCCAACCGUGUUGUAUGUGAGUGGAGGAAAUACGCAGGUGAUUGCAUACUCGGAACAUCGUUACCGUAUCUUUGGGGAAACCAUCGAUAUUGCAGUGGGUAAUUGUCUGGAUCGUUUUGCUCGAGUGCUGAAGAUUUCUAACGACCCAAGUCCAGGAUACAACAUUGAACAGAUGGCAAAGCGAGGCAAGAAGCUAGUUGAGCUGCCAUACACUGUAAAGGGGAUGGACGUCUCAUUCUCAGGGAUCCUGUCUUUCAUUGAGGAUGUAGCCCAUCGGAUGCUGGCCACAGGCGAGUGUACUCCUGAGGAUCUGUGUUUCUCCCUGCAGGAAACUGUGUUUGCAAUGCUGGUAGAGAUCACAGAGCGAGCCAUGGCACAUUGUGGCUCCCAGGAGGCCCUCAUUGUGGGAGGAGUGGGGUGUAAUGUGAGGCUACAGGAGAUGAUGGCAACAAUGUGCCAGGAACGUGGAGCCCGGCUUUUUGCUACAGAUGAGAGAUUCUGUAUUGACAAUGGAGCGAUGAUAGCCCAGGCUGGCUGGGAGAUGUUUCGGGCUGGACACAGGACCCCACUCAGUGAUUCUGGGGUUACACAGAGGUAUCGGACAGAUGAAGUAGAGGUGACCUGGAGGGACUAAUAAGAUGAACAGAAUCAGAGUAGAUAGUUCCUUGAUCGGAACCCAAAGGACCCCGUGCCUCAAUCUCUAUCCUGAUGUCAUGGGAGUCCUAGCAAAGCUAUAGACUCCAAGCAAGGCUUGGGGUCCUUUAUGGAACCCCAGGAUGACUCAGCAAUAAAAUAUUUUUGGUUUUUUGGUUUUGUA